Messenger RNA from Oryzias melastigma (Indian medaka), 4709 nucleotides. It is a transcript of the gene vstm2a, whose product is annotated as V-set and transmembrane domain containing 2A. The record is from RefSeq and is a predicted model, not a curated record. NCBI's taxonomy places the organism in Eukaryota, Metazoa, Chordata, Actinopteri, Beloniformes, Adrianichthyidae. The transcript is spliced from 3 exons. The coding region runs from base 16 to 567 and encodes 183 amino acids.
AAUAUAUACGCUUGUAUGUGUGAUUCAAGCGCCUCAUCGGGCUGGAUUCUACCCAGCACACAUCACUUGAUUGAUGUCCUGUUUUUCUUUCUCUGUUCCCAGAUGGAGAUGAUACCCGAGCCAGAUCCUGAUGAUGAAGGGACAAAAAUAAGUACGGUGAAAGUCCAGGGCAACGACAUUUCUCACAAACUGCAGCUGUCCAGAGUCAGCAAGAGCGACGAAGGACUGUACGAGUGCCGGGUGACGAGAGCCAACUACGGAGAGAUUGUGGAGUACAAAGCCCAGGCUUGGCUGAAGGUCAACGCGACAGCUAGACCCCGAAGACCACCACCACCGCCCAAGAAGAGCUCCCCCCUGCACCUGACAGACAAGAAGCCGAGAAAGUCCAGCUCACCUGCGGGCCAGGACAACAUGAGUUCAGACCAGAGGGUGACCUCCACGUCCACCUCUCACAUGCCCUCCAAAGCAGCUACACACAACCACGGCUCAGGUACUAGAAUAUCAUCAAGCUAUGGGCUGGCCGUCCUGCUUCUGGCUUGCGGUUUGAUGAGGAAUGCCUUGUUAUAAUCUGAAGAACUGAUGCGGUUUGCUCCCAGAUCUUGUUCUGUUCACUGCGGAGAAAACCUUUAAGAAAAAAAAAAAAGAAAAAGUAAUGCCUGUUUUACUUCCUCGCAACCUACUUUCCCCCCCACAUCCCCGCCAUAUGGACAGCACAGUUGGCCCCUCAUUUUCCAGCCACUAUUCCUACCCGGCACAUUUGUUUUAGCCACCCUAAGCAUCAGUCUUAAAAGGAUUACCUUUUGUACAGACAUCAACUUGGUCCAUCCGAGGUGAGGUGAGACAGCCGGACUGGUGUAUCUUGUUGCAAAACUUUUGUUGAGGACUUGACUGUCUGAAGGUUUCGCUGUGCCAGUUCAUGCUUUCAUUGCUCAAAGGUGAACAAGAAAAACUAAGAUUCUAUAUUUGUGCAAUGUAUUUGAUUCUAGAUAUAUGUCUGUUUUCUUUGAAAUACUUAGAAAUGCUGUAUGUGCUGUAUACAUAGUUACAACUCAUUGAUCAUGGAACACCAUUGUGAAAAAGCACUCCAGACCUCUCCGCGAGAUAAAUCAACUUUAAUUGCAUAAUAAAUUAGAUGAUAAUACUUAAGCACCGGGUCAAGAAAAGACCACAUUUUCAGUAGUUUUCUAGCUGUACUGACCACCCAAAUUUGUGCAUAAUUUGAUAUCUUGUCGGUACUUCAUACUCGGAUGUGCAUGCUUGGUCUGAAGGCUUCAAGAUGGAAAACAUGCCAUUGAAACACAUCAAGACUUGGAGUUCACUGUAAUAAUAUGUUGAAUUUAGCUUUAUUUUUAUGUGCUGGCUUCGGUGUAAAAAAAAAAAAAAGUCCUUUUGUCAUUUUAAUUUGUAUUGCGUCCUUCGUGGGAAUAAAGAGGAAGUCAUAAAAGAUGAGUUAUUUGAAAAUCUAAUAUGUGACCUCUUGAUGAAUUAACCUGCACCAAGUGGAAUGGUUUAGGUACCAUUCAACAUCCAGGUAUGUUUUAUGAACAUUUACUAACUUCAAACCACAAAAAAAAUGAAACAGACAAUUGUCUUUUGUCAUUUUAAAGACAAACUGAUAAAUAUGCACUUUUUUCCAGGUCAUAUUUGGGUGGAGAUGUGAAAUGGUGACAUAGCAUCCAGUUCAACACAAUCUGCCUGUUUCACCACUCUGAGACAUUGGACUUUUAUCUUUUUUUGUUUGUUUUGUUAAAAUUUCUUUUCUGAAGACCCACACACAUUGUAAGACCUUGUAGAACUUUCAUCAAGUGUACAGAAAAAAGACUAGUUCUACAAAAAGUAAGGGUCAAUCCCAAGAUGAUGAAGUUAUGUAGAAUAGAUGACCUCCAACUUCAUCAAGAUAUCAUCACCAUCUCAAAACUUUGGAUUAGUUUAAAUAAAUACAAUGCGCACCAACCAAUCUUAGUGGUUUUUAUACAGCGAAGUCAGUUAUAAGCUGAGAACUGGAUGGUGACUUCCUUCAGAAGACCAUUUAUGCAUUGGUUCUACAGUUUGUGUAGUUCAAAACAAAUACUAGAUAUUUCAUCUAGCUGCAAAGGUAAAAAAUGAUUUUGGAUGCUACGUUUGUAUUUAUAGUGUUCCUUGGUUUAUUGCGGGUUAUAGGUUCUAUAAAUGACCUGCGGAACAUAAAAGCUGAGAAGUAGGGUCAUAGAUGUUUUAAGGCUGUGAAACUCCACUUCUCUCAGACAGACGUGACCAUUUUCACAUGUUUUCUCUUAAUCUCCAAGUUUAAACUUUCACAGUAAAAUAGGUCCAGUAUUAUAGAAUGAAAACAAAGAUCUGAUCACGAUGAAGACUUAUGUAACUGUCAAGCUGCCCGUGCCACGUCUUUGUUCAUGAAGCACAGCACGAAUGAGAAUGAUUGACAAAAUCAAUGCCCAAUCAAGAUAAAGAGCACAGUGCGUUGUUAAAAAAAGAAAAAGUAUGUAAAGUACUAAGAAAUCUGCAGAGCAGCAAAACUUCAACAGAUGAACCGUGUAAUUGCGACGAAACACUGUAUUAGGUUCUGUUUUAAAUAUUUUCAUUGAAAGUAAUACAAUAUGUUGGACUUGAUUAUGUAAUAAGCCAUCUAGUGGUUACUUGUUGAUCUGAGUUUGCUCCAGUCACUUAUAUUUGUAACCAGUCUGAGGUAAACUUAGAAUACGCUGCCCUUUAUUUCCAUUGUUUCUGAGGCAGAAUCCUGCAUCUGAAUCCAGAUCCAGGAUUUAUACUUAAGUGCUGAAGAUACAGGUAAAACUUGGAACAGUAUGAAUUCACACAGUUUUAAGAAGUGUCAAAGGAACAGUCUGUUUUAUUCAAAUGAUGCUCCUGACACGCUGGGUUUGGUAAGCACUUUAUGGAGUCACCAUCACACCACAGGUGUGUCUGGGCCUUCAGAAACUUUUACGAUUUUAGCUUUUAGUUCACUUUAUGCACCAUUACAAUAUUUGCUCAAGUACCUUUUUGCGAAUGGGUAUGAAAAAAGCCAAGUAUUUACUGGGUUUAACAGUACACAAUCUUUCCCAAUUUCCCGCCAUCAGGCGGAAUUGGAAAUGACCUGGGCAAUAACAGAAUUUCCGUUUUGUUGUUAACUUUUGAGCUCUUUAAGACACAGUUCUCCAUCUAUCAGCAACAACACAGAUUUAAAUUCAAUCUGGAAUUUCUAAACUAAAGCAAUUCCUUGUCUGAACACAUAUGACACAUUUUGCUUUUGUAGUUGUUAAUGUACUUGAUUUGACAUUUGUCCUCCAAGCAUGAUAUAUUUUUUGGGUUUGUUGUUGGUUUAACUUUAAAGCGAUCCAUGUAAGAUAUGGCUACUUAUGGUUUCUACUUUUUUUUUUUUUGUAAAAUCAAAACCAACGUUUUCUAGCAAAAUCCCAAUGCAUUUUGGGAUUGAAAGUGUGCUAUAUAUACACAAAACAACAAUAAAACAAAAAUAAUGCGUGGCCUACCCCAAUAUUUUAGCGUAUAACACCCCCUGCUCCCUCACACAUUCCCCAAGUCUAGUUUCAUUGCUUUCCCAAAGAAUAGUAGAAAGGAACUUAUGUAUUCAGCACAGAGGUCAAAGGCAGACAGAGCAUGACGUUCAUCGGGGGACCAGAGGCAUCUCCUGAUCAACAGCUUCCAGCAGGACGUGUAGAUGAGAGACAGGAAGCCUGUUUAAGUCCUCAAACACGAAAUAGCUUCAGGGUCUUAUUUGGACUUUUAUUCUUGCAUUACUGUCACAAACUUGCCACUUUGCUGAGAAUGGGGUUUUCUUUUAUUAUUAUUAUUAUUAAAAACUGUUAUAUGAAACAAUAUGUUGCAAAAGAGAAGUUUAAUUUACAAGAAAGAAAAAUGUAUAGCCUAUUUUAACGAGAGGGGGGGGGGACGUGGAUGUUGGUGCUGUGGAGUGUGUGGGACUGUUUGGAAGGAUGUGGGUGGUUUGUCCAACCCUCAUGUACAAACAUAAACAUGUGUAUAACUUGUAAAUUUAACCAGAAGCAUGUUAUUUUUCUUUGGAGUCCAUGACGAUGCAGAGGCCAGUGAUGUUCUGUAAAUGUAACAAUGGUGUCAUGUAUUCACAUUCAAGUGUAAACAAGUCCAAAACGGACCUUCAUUUCUUUCAAAUGAACUUGGGUAAAAUGUUUUUUCCACACAUCAAAUUAUGUCUAUAUCUAUAUACUCACAAAGUAUAUGCAUACAUCUAUAUAUGAACACCAUAUCUUUAAUUAUGACCUUUUUAUGGAGGUGGAUUACCUGAUAAGAAAGUCAUGUGAUAUGAUGUGUAAAGGAAAUAAGGGAAUGUUGACUUUCGAUGGACUAAUAGUCGUAGAAAUGACGAAUUUCGAAGACAAAUGAAGCAGCCAAGACUUUCUCCAAAGAUGAUACAAGUUCACAUUGAUAAUUCUUUUCUUUGAAAAAAAAGUCACACGAGUCUGUUUCUGUUUUAUAUACCAUCCUAAUCACUCACUGUAGGUGUAUUUGUUUCUUCUAAUGUAUUUCAUUUCAAUGCGGUCCUGUUGGUUCGUUGAGCUGUCAAACGUUUUAUUGAAUUAUGAUUCUCUUUCAUUUUGGUAUUGUGUGAGGCUUCUGUACUGAAACGUUGCAUCAGUUUGUAUUAUAAUGACAAUACCGGGAAAAAAAAGCGAUGUUUAAAUAAACCAUUUUCACAGACGAACUUCAAACACUGA